CCAAGUCAGAACGAAGCGCAAUCUCUCAAGACAGCAGAUAACAGAUACACAUUCACAUAGAGAGACAGAGAAACAUUAGAGAUGUCGGCAAGCAGGGAGCUAAUUGAGGAGCUCUACAACUUCAUCCAUCCGCUGGCUGUGCGUGCGGGCAAAAUACUGCUCGAGGGCUAUGAGAAUGCGGGCAAGGCAGUGUCCCUCAAGGACGGGGAAUUCUACAAUGUGGUGACUGCCUAUGACAAUCAGAUAGAAGAGUUUCUCAUGGAGCAGAUACUGGCCAGAUAUCCGUUUCACAAAUUCAUCGGGGAGGAGGACACGCACAAGAACAACAAUGUGACCAAGGAGCUGACAGAGGCGCCCACCUGGAUCAUCGAUCCCAUUGAUGGCACAUCGAAUUUCAUCAAACAAAUUCCCCAUGUCUCUGUCUCCAUUGGCCUGUCCAUCCAGAAACAGAUCGUGCUGGGAGUGGUCAACAAUCCUGCCCAGAAGAAGCUCUACACCGCCAAGCUGGGGCAGGGCGCCUUCUGCAAUGGCCAGCCCAUCCAUGUAAGCAGCUGCGAGCAUCUGAACGAUGCCAAUGUCGCCUACGAAGUGUGUCUGCUGCACGCCCCAAAGAUCCGGAAUAAGCACAUCAAGCGCAUCUAUCACGUGGGUUCAAAUGCCAGACGCCUUCUGGCCUACUCCGCUGUCGUGGAUUCUCUGUGCAUGGUCGCCGCUGGCAAUUUGGAUGCCUUUCACAUCGAGGACAUGUAUCCCUGGGACUGUGCCGCCGGCUAUUUGCUUAUUCGUGAGGCUGGGGGUGUGGUAACCCAUCCCUAUGGUGGACCCUUUGAGAUCAUGAAACCAGAUCUUAUAUGCGCCGGCACCGAGUCGCUGCGUGGGGAGAUUGAGCAGCUCAUACGCAAGGCGGAUCAGGAGAAGCAUGUGGGUGGCGAUAUCGAAUAAUGACAUUGUAGAAAAAGAAUAAAUUAUGCAAAAU
This is a messenger RNA of Drosophila subobscura, 976 nucleotides long. Its product is annotated as inositol monophosphatase 1. The record is from RefSeq and is a predicted model, not a curated record. The coding region runs from base 82 to 942 and encodes 286 amino acids. Gene Ontology annotation, biological process: signal transduction; phosphatidylinositol phosphate biosynthetic process; inositol metabolic process. Gene Ontology annotation, molecular function: inositol monophosphate 1-phosphatase activity. NCBI's taxonomy places the organism in Eukaryota, Metazoa, Arthropoda, Insecta, Diptera, Drosophilidae. The transcript has 2 exons.